AUGAGCACCGCCCCGCUGCCCGCCGCCCCGGCGGCCGAGGAACUCCGGCUUCUCCAGCAGAAAAUCGGCCAGUUCCGCGUCGUCCAGUUGAAGGAGCUCUGCAAACACUCGGGCCUCGCGGUCUCGGGCCGCAAGCAGGACCUCGUGGACCGCGUGCUCCAGCUCGUCCGCCAGCUCGCGGCCCCGGGCCGCCACGUCGAGAUGUUGGCCAUGCAGACCUUGGUCUGGAAGCUCGCGGUCAACGGCGACGCGCCGCCCUUGCACCAGCUCGUGCACACCAUCCAGCUGGGCCACUUCUCGUACCAGCAGGUGCACGAGCUGCUCGCGCAGUUCCGCCGCAGCGCCGGCGCCGCCCACCCGCGGGACCCCGCCCGCGCCGUGCCGCCAAACCCAUUGGCCCCGGGAACGGCGCCGCCUGAUCACUCGGCCUGGGGAACGGCGCCGCCAAACCACACGGCCCACGCGCCCCCGGGGCCCGCCGCGCCGGCGGCCCGCUACCGCAGCACGGUGUUCUACACGCUCCGGCAGCGGGUGGGCGGCCACGUGCUCCAGGCGUCCAAGGCCCGUGCCAGCUCGCAGUUCGUGCUAGCGUUGAGCGCCAGCCAGGCCGCGCUCUUGCGCAUGGACGCGCGGGCGCGGCUCCUCCUCUUGUGCUGCGCGGAGCCCGCGGCCCGCGCGGGCAGCGCCGCGCCCAUCCUGUUCCCGCCCAUCGAGAUCCACGUGGACAACGUGCUCACCAAGCAGAGCGUGCGCGGGCUCAAGGGCCGGCCGGGCUCCGCGCGGCCCGCGGACCUCACGCCGUACGUGGCGCACCCGGAGCGGCCCGUCGCCGUGCGCAUCGUGUACUCGGACGCGCCGGAGCGGCACCUCCUCGACGCGUACAUCGCCGAGACGGCCCUGCCCGAGGCCAUCUUGGACGCGGUGCGCCGCCGGCCGCACGUCCUGCUCGAGAGCACGCGCCGCGCCGUGUGCGCCGAGAACGAGCGCGCCGCGCGCGACGGCGUCGUCGUGGCCAGCGUGCCGCUCUCGCUCCGCUGCCCCAUCACCUACGCGCGCAUCGCCACGCCCGUCAAGAGCGUCCACUGCGACCACGUGCAGUGCUUCGACGGGCUCUCCUUCUUGAUGAUGCAGGAGCGCAUCCCGGCGUGGCAGUGCCCGGUGUGCUCCCUGCGCAUCGACGAGCACCUGCUCGCCGUGUCUGACUUCUUGCAGGCCGUGCUCGACGGCGCGCCGCCGGAUGCGGACGCCGUGCGCUUGCAGCCGGACGGCUCGUGGCGCCCGGACGACGCGGGCCCACGCCCGCAGGCCCCGGCGCCGGCCGACGCCAGCGUUGAGGUCAUUUCGCUCGACAGCGACUCCGACCCCGAGCCCGACGUGUGCACGGUCGCCGACGCCACCUUGGAACCCGCCGACGCCACCUUGGAGCCCGCCGACACCACCUUGGAGCCCGCCGACACCCACGCGGGCCAGGACAUCCACGCCACGCCGGCCUCGUCCGACGACGAGCUGGUCGUCGCCCGCAACAGCAGAAAGAGGGCCCGCGUGCCCGACGCCGACAGCCCGCUGCUGGAGCCCGCCGGUCCGCCCCGUCCGCCCGCCAGUCCGCCCGGCCGCGGCCCGACCGCCUCGCCUGGGACCCCGCCCACGCCCGCCGUGCUCCCGAGCCACGCCCGCGCUGGGCUCGUCGCUGGCCCGAGCGCGACGGCCCGCUCUCUUGACGACCUCCCGAUAAGCCAGUAUCUAUCCCGCAGAAGAAGCCAAAUGAACGAGGCUAAGCCAACCUCUGCGCAAGGCGCGUCCGGCGGGAAUGGCACGCGACUCCCACGGGCUCCCUCGCUGACGGGACACGUGCCCAGUGCCAGCGGCCAUGCCCCGUCCUCCCUGACGCACAGCCCCUCCCUAGGGGCGCCCCUGCCUAGGACGGCCUCACUGCCGGCUCAGAGACCCGCCGCAGCACACCAUGAUACGGCUGCGCCGGCGGCGGCUGAACCAUCUCCCCACACAGCCGAAGCACGGGCACGCCAAGUGCCUGGAACCAUCCUGCCCGAACAACGGGCCCAAAACUCCGCGGCACACACUCCUGUCACGAGGACAGCUGAUGCCUCUGGUGUCGCCGAAGUCGCCAGCCAGAAAGCCGCCGCGGUGGUCCGCCCUGCCGCUGCUUCCAUGCCUGCCGCUGCUCCCAUGCCUGCUGGCCUGAGGCCUGCUGCCUCCCUCCCGAGCUCCCGUCCAGAGCUUGCCAACACAGACCUACGCUCAAAAGACGGUGGCCGCUCUCAUACGACAGGUCCUACAUCAGCUCUGAUAGGUCCUACAUCAGCACUGAUAGGCCCUACACCAGCACUGGCUCAGGCCAUUGGUCAAAGUCAAGCUGUCGCUCAUGAUUACACAGAGCUCCACAACCCGGGCCCCCCAAUCAGACCUCAAGCGACGAUAUCUCAUUCGUCCCCACCCGGCAUACCCAAGGAGGACCAGUUGCGCAGUCUCUACCCGACACAGCCUGCCUCCACUCUGCAGGGUCUCUACCAAGGGUUGCUGAUACCACUCGUGUGGCAAAAUAAAGAAAAUCACUCAAAAGGGCUUGGGAGGCUGGCGAGCCCAACAAAGUACCCCCUGUCACUUACACAACCACCCAUGUCCUCGGCAGGAGCUAUGGGCUCCAUGCAAGGCAGUGUCCCCAAGGAAUCGACGAAAGCCAGGGCUCUGAAAUCGGGUACCGCCCGUGCGCUACUACGCCCGGAGAUUCCCGACGAUGUGUCCAUCAUUGAUGUGAUUCAAGAUAUAGUGUCGAGGUCCUGCUCUCCGCGUCUCUCGAAGGCUUCAGACACAGAUGCCUUGCAACAGACCUCUACCCAAACAGCACAGCCAUCGGCUUCAUCCCAGCAUUCUACUCCACAUGCGACUGACCCACUAAUGUCUGGUGGAGGCAGUCAAAACCAACACCGUACUUCUUUGCAAACGGAGACAGGUACUCAGACCCAGGAAUCACAGGCCCCCGCCGGUUCGGCCCUCGUUACUACAGACAGAAGCAUUAUGCCAACAUCUUCAACAUCGGGCCCCAAAAGUCUAGCUCCACAAAUAAUGGCGGCCAAUGUCAUCACUCAAAGAGACUCCCCACCGCAUGAUGCCACUGAUAGUCUUCGUGAAAAGAACUCGUCAGUUUCAUAUGCGAAUUCGAGCGCGUCUGUGGGACAUCUGGGGCCUACGCCUGGUACAUUUACCGCCGAUGUUCACCCUUUUUCGCAGUCAAGACCAAGUUACGACAAAACUGUUGGCGGUUACCCAAUAAGUCAUUACUUCCUGGGUCAAAUCGCGAGACCAAACCUAUCGGAUCAUCAAGCUCGUCAUUUGAAAGCAGCAUCCAGCCCUGCACUCCCGUAUUCACGAGGUGCCAACUCUUGGAGUGAGCCUUCCCCGACUACUACGAUGAGCUCCCAAGUGAAUGAAACUCCCAAUAAUUCUCAUCCGCUCAACAAAUCAGCAUACCACCAAGCACAGCCCCAUUUGAAGUCCGACAUCAAUCCGACGAGAGCGCUGAAUCCUACUUAUCAGCAAAAUGUUCGAAUGUCCUCCAAUAUGAUACAUGCGUAUCAGCGGAGCUUGUCGGAGAGUGUUCUUCCUGUGGGUGUACCCGGAAGACUGACUCAACCUCUGCUUGUGCUGACGGAGGAUGUACAGUCUAAACCCACACAAAGAACUGAAGGAGGUAUCUCAGUACUACCAGCCACAAGAUCUUAUUCUCAUGGAAAUCAAUCCCCAAUUGGCCUUUUACUCAGCUCGAAACCUGUGCAUCGGGAAACCCAAAAUGUGGGCAUAGCCACCCAGCUUCUGCAACAAGCCGCAAGCGCCGGUACGCCAAUAAGUUCCACUGUGAACAGUCGACCACCAUUAGUUCAGUCAAAGAGCACCUUAACAGAACAACCCAAACCAUCAAGGAUAGAAUAUUCGCGCGAGAAACUUGGUACCACGGAACCUUACACUCACAAUGUCGAGAAAGUUAGGACUGAAAACUCCCACCAACCGGAAAACUUAAGCAAAAAUUCUGGUGAAACACGGUAUUCUAAGACGGUGUUUGACCACCUCAGCACAAAUAACACUGCCGUGCCAAUUGUACGAGGAAUUCUAGGCAUUGAACUCUCGAAGGGCGCAUUCCAACCGUCGCGAGAACGCACACCAACGUUUCUUGGUACUCCGAGUAAGCCAGGCUCCACACUGGGCGUCGGAAACCCACCUGUCCAAAGUAUGAGCGCGCAGCAAGACCCAAACUCCCAUGCCGAUGAACAAGAAGAGAGUCACAAUACAACUUUCUCACCGCUCAACAACUCAAUAAAGGAUAUGGUCAUCCAAACACCAACGAACAAAAAGAGAUCCAUCUCCGAGGAUUUCGUGACAGAAAAAACUUGGAACAAGAGAUUGAGUAAGAAAGGGACGACAAAAAAAAAAUUUGUCCCCAGUGACAUCGAUCUGGCGGAAAUCAUCGAGCUUAACGAUUAA
Messenger RNA from Metschnikowia bicuspidata var. bicuspidata NRRL YB-4993, 4494 nucleotides. It is a transcript of the gene SIZ1, whose product is annotated as SUMO ligase. The transcript has a single exon. Gene Ontology annotation, biological process: protein sumoylation. The record is from RefSeq and is a predicted model, not a curated record. Bases 1 to 4494 code for a protein of 1497 amino acids. Lineage: Eukaryota; Fungi; Ascomycota; Pichiomycetes; Serinales; Metschnikowiaceae. Gene Ontology annotation, molecular function: SUMO ligase activity; zinc ion binding.